AUGGGGUGUUCUGUUAGUAUACCGUGUGACUGUAAAAUUAUUACAUCAAAAUUUAGAAAAAAAAAUGUAAAUACAAAAAAAAGUGGUAUAAAUAAUGGUGGUGUUGAAGAAUCAGAAAAUGAUAGUAUAAAUAAUGAUAAAUUGGAUGAAUGUUUAGCAACACCACCAGAAGUAAAAAUUGAAAUAGGUAAUGGUAUUAGAAAAGAUGCUACUGAACAUCAAAGUAUAAUUGUUAUUUUUGGUGGACCAGGUAGUUUAAAAGGUCUAAUAACACAAGAAUUAGGAACUGAAUUUGAAUUUACUACUAUAAAUGUUGAAGAUAUUAUUUUUAAUUAUUUACCAAAUAAAGUUGCAAAUACAGUUAAUUCAAUUGUUGAAAUUCAACAAUUAUUAAAACGUGAUAAAGGAAUAAUUACGUUAGAUUGGGUUUUUAGUAUGAUAUCAACAAAAUUAGCCACUUCAACAUCUCAAAGAUUUUUAAUUGAUAUUGUUCCUGAACUUUCAAUAAUUUUAAAAACAGAUGCAUAUAAAAAUGCAGAUGUUGAAGCAACAUUAAAAAAUUUUGAAAGAAGGCAUUCUAUAAUGUUUGUUUUAAAUAUUGAAAUAGAAAAUGAACAUAUAUUAUUAGAUGGUAAAAAAACACAAAAAAAAAGUGAUGGAAUUGAUAAUAAAGACUUAUCACCAGAAUUAAGUGCAUUUUUGAAAGGAGUUGAUGAGGCAGAUAAAGGUUUAUUAGAAAAAAGAAUAGAUGCAUUUCAUAAAAAUUCAAAACCAUUUGUUGAAUAUUUUCGUAAGACUAAACGUGUUAUUGAUAUUGAUAUCAAAAUUCCUUAUAAUCCAAAUGUUGUACCAAAAGUUAAACAAAUUAUUUCUGAUUUUGGUUUAGCUAAUGAUACUGAUCAAUCAGGAAAAAUUGUUUUAUUUAUGAGAGAUGAAAAUCAAUUUAUGAAUAUUGACGUAGAUUAUUAUAAAUUAAAAAAAAUACGACUUUCAGAAGUCUGUCCAGAUAAAAAUGGAACACUAAGUGCCCAAAUUAGAAGUGUUAAAAGAUACAUUUUAAAUUCAGGAUUAGUUAAUGAAAAUUAUCUUGUUAUUCUAGAUAACAUGAAUAAUACCGAUUAUGCCUUAACUAAACGUGUUAAUUUUUUUGAACAAAAAACAACAUAUUUGGAUUAUUUUAUUCAAAAUAGAAAAAGUGGAUCAAGACCAAAAAGAAGAAAUAAAUUACCAUUAAGAUGUUUAUCAAGUCCAAAUGGUGAAAUAUGUUUAUUUCCAUUAAAUUUUUCACAAAAAAUAUGUAAAAAAAUAACACUAAUAUUUAGUGAAAAAUUAAGUAAAGCUGAGGAUAAUGAAAUAAUUGGUAGUGGUGAAUCAAGUCCUAGUGUUUAUGAUUCAUCAUCAACAAAUUUAAACAAACCUAGAAAAGAUAAAAAUUUAAAUACAAAUAAUACAAUUAAUGGGUCACAAUUUUUACGUGUACCAAUACAUCAAGGAAUCUAUUCUGCUAAUGGAAGGCAAAGAAGGAGAAUAUCAAACACCAUUAGUAUGAGUUUAGAUAAACAGGAUGAACAUUAA
Strongyloides ratti is the source of this 1575-nucleotide messenger RNA. RefSeq names its product Adenylate kinase/UMP-CMP kinase family and P-loop containing nucleoside triphosphate hydrolase domain-containing protein. The record is from RefSeq and is a predicted model, not a curated record. NCBI's taxonomy places the organism in Eukaryota, Metazoa, Nematoda, Chromadorea, Rhabditida, Strongyloididae. Bases 1 to 1575 code for a protein of 524 amino acids. The transcript is spliced from 5 exons.